Lynx canadensis (Canada lynx) is the source of this 2307-nucleotide messenger RNA. It is a transcript of the gene FAM178B, whose product is annotated as family with sequence similarity 178 member B. The record is from RefSeq and is a predicted model, not a curated record. The transcript is spliced from 17 exons. Lineage: Eukaryota; Metazoa; Chordata; Mammalia; Carnivora; Felidae. Bases 1 to 1971 code for a protein of 656 amino acids.
AUGAUAGGCGGAACGUCCAGCAGUUUGCAGAUGGCCAGGACCCAGAAGACUCUGCUAGCCCUUCCUCAGAGAGAAGGGGUCCAGGCAGCCGCUGUGGCACCCACCCUGUUGCCUAACCUGAAGAGCAGCUGCUUCGACCGUGCUCUGCACCAGGGGCUCCUCCACCCCGCCCGGCGGCGCUGCAGUCCCACCUCAGCUCCAACUCCCAAAUUGUCAAAGAAGCGCAAAGUGCAUGCAGCCGGGGACAUGUUCCCCACUGAUUGGAGCCCACCACCCAUAGAGUUCCUGAACCUGAGAGUACCACAGGCUAGCAGGGGGGCCCCAGCACAGAGGUGGCUAGGCCCAGGGGGCCCUCAGGGCCUGAGGACAUGGGCUCCCCAGCUGCCUGAGGAGUUAAGCCAGGAGCCCCAGGACUUGGACCCCCAGGGGAGCCUGACCUCACUGGAGGAGCUGUUCUGGAACAUGGCAGGCCCAAGCCAGAAGGCUACAGCUCCAGUGUUCACCUCUGGAGCCUCGGAGAGCUAUGCCAAUAGCUUAGAUUACUUACUACAGGAGAAGCGGGAACAGGCCCUGGAGCAGGAGCGAGAGAAGCUGCUUCAGCAUGAUUGUCCUGACCUCUACUCCCUGGAUCUGGCUGAAGAUGAGGCGCCUCUCACACCUGAGCACAGGAUGCUCGUGGAGAGGUUCUCCAUGUCACUACAGGUCAUCCCACCAGUACAUCCCGGUGAAACCGUGUUUCUACCCAGGCGUCAUCCCCUGUAUUGCAUCCUGGACUGUUCACACCUGAAGCCACGUAGCCACCUGGAAGGGCUCUUCCUCAGCUGCCCACUGGCCCAGCAGCUCUCCUUCCUGCGCAGUGGCCUCCUGAGCAACCUCUACCUACACACCCCCGAUUGCCCUGUGCCCCUGCUCCAGUGGCUCUUCCAGCUGCUGACAUGGCCUCCAGAAACUUCUUCAGGAGCCUUUGGCCUCCUGUGGGAUCUCAGUGUGAAUGGGCUCUUCCAUCAGUCUGAUGGAGACAAGCACUGGUGGUGCCCCUCCCUGCAAGAGGUCACGGAGGUGUUUCACAGCCUGGGAGCCCGUAGCCCUGCUCUGGGCCUGCAUGAGCCCCGUCAGCACAGUGGGAGGGUGCUUAAAAAUAGCACUAGCUUGAACUGGAGUGAGCAGCAGGACGCCCCCCUGGAGAUUGCCUUGGAUGUCAGCCUGAACUACAUCUACAAGUUCCUAGCUCUGUGUGCCCUAGCCCAGCCAGGGGCCUACACUGAUGGGGACCUCCUGGGCCUGAUUGAGCUGCUGUGCCGAGUUGGCCUGGAUGUGGGGCUUCGCCUGCUGCCCAAGACUGAUCUUCAGCAGCUUCUGCUUCUGCUCCUUGAGAACAUCCAUGAGUGGCCAAGGAAGCUCCAGAAGCUGUGCUGCAGCCUGAGCGAGGUGUCCGAUCACCACCACAACCUGCUGGCGCUCGUGCAGUUCUUCCUGGACGUGACCUCCCGGAGCAGGCAGCUUCGAAGCCAGCUCAGCCUUGUGGUCAUUGCCCGGAUGCUAGACCAGCAAGAGACGCUCCCUCUCUGGCAAGAGAAGGCCCAGCUGUCUUUGCUCAGCCAGCUUCUGAGCCUCAUGAGGCCAUCAUCCCUCAGACAGUACCUGGGCUCUGAGACCUUGCCACCCUGCCAGGAGCAACAGCCAAAGACCAAUGCUGAAUUAGACCACAAGGUCUGCUACCUGUGCCACAGCCUUCUGACACUGGCCGGGGUGGUGGUCAGCUGCCAGGACAUUACUCCAGACCAGUGGGGAGAGCUGCAGCUGCUGUGCAUGCAGUUGGACCGCCACAUCAACACCCAUAUCCGGGAGAGCCCCCACGCCAUGCACCGGACCAGACUCAAGGACCUGGCGGCCCAGACCUACGUCCGCUGGCAGGAACUCCUGGCUCACUGCCAACCCCAGGCCCAGUACUUCAGCCCCUGGAAAGACUAAAGGAGCAGGGCAGGGCCGGCCCUAGGCUCUUGGCUCUGGCAGGAAGCAAACAGGGCUCAGGGAACAGGAGGAAGCUAAGAACAACAGAGGCGAGAGGAGGACCAGUGUGGUGAAGCAAGAGCCUGCCUCCACACGGCCCCUGACCCCCACCAGGCAACGGAUAUGGCCUCUCCCUGCCUGGCCCACCCCUCCGCUCUCCUUCCCUCCCAGCCAUCUCCUAUGCCCCAAGGCCUUUGUCUCCACACUCCGGUUUCCCAGGGCCUCCUGGGCCCUCCCACCCUCCUUCCUCUCUCCGUCACUAAUGUGAGCUUUCUUUGUGCACACUAAAGUCUUAUU